Orussus abietinus is the source of this 1375-nucleotide messenger RNA. It is a transcript of the gene bigmax, whose product is annotated as max-like protein X. NCBI's taxonomy places the organism in Eukaryota, Metazoa, Arthropoda, Insecta, Hymenoptera, Orussidae. Gene Ontology annotation, biological process: regulation of transcription by RNA polymerase II. The record is from RefSeq and is a predicted model, not a curated record. The transcript has 5 exons. Gene Ontology annotation, molecular function: DNA-binding transcription factor activity, RNA polymerase II-specific; protein dimerization activity; RNA polymerase II cis-regulatory region sequence-specific DNA binding. Bases 246 to 983 code for a protein of 245 amino acids. Gene Ontology annotation, cellular component: nucleus.
UGAAAAUGGCGGACGGCGAAUCCUUGUGUAGUCAAGAGAUGUGACGAACAGUGUUUACUUUACCGUUGUAUUAACUCGUCAAGUUCCGAUAAAUCGCGCGCGUGCGUGUGUUUAUAUAUUUGAGGGAACUGGUCAUUUUGGAGGGGGCUACGGGUAUCUAACGCUUUCCAUCUUGGUCGUCUGAUCAUAACCUCCUCGCGUUUCCCCUGGGAUACUUGAUUUUAAAUAUUUGCGCUGCAAACGGUAUGGCCGAUAUGCCGUAUAAGGAUGGAUUUGAAACACAAGGGAUUCCGGUACGUGGUGGCGGUGGCAGUGGAGGAUCCGAUGGUGACAUGAAGCUCGAGCCUUCCAGUCCAACCGAGAGAUAUACUUUCUCUCGUUGUAGCAGUACAGGGUCGGUUAAUACUCCGUCAUCAUCUGCGCACAAUACAGAGGACGAAGACAGCGACAAUAAGAACUCGACAAUUAGUUACAAAGAGCGUCGCAGAGAAGCUCAUACUCAAGCAGAACAAAAAAGAAGGGAUGCAAUUAAGAAAGGUUAUGAUUCUCUUCAGGAUCUAGUGCCUACCUGUCAGCAUACCGAUUCUUCUGGAUACAAGCUAUCAAAGGCUACUGUACUUCAGAAAUCCAUCGACUAUAUCCAGUUUCUACUCCAGCAGAAGAAAAAACAAGAAGAAGAACGUAAUGCUUUAAGAAAAGAAGUGGUAGCCUUACGCAUAAUGCAAGCUAAUUAUGAACAAAUUGUAAAGGCUCAUCAGACGCAACCAGGUCAUGCGGAAUUGCGUGUAUCCGAUGAAGCUAAAUUUCAAGUGUUUCAGGCAAUCAUCGAUCGUCUCUUUCAGACCUUUAAUAAUGUUUCUGUAGCAAACUUUGCAGAGUUAUCCGGCUGUGUGUUCAGCUGGUUGGAGGAACACUGUAAACCACAGACUCUGCGCGAAGUAGUUUUGUCUGUAUUGCAGCAGUUAAACAGCCAAGUCAGCUAGUCAGAAAUAACUCGUCGAUGUCCAUAUUUUAUGACUUUCCUUGAAGUAACAAAUAGGAAAGUUUGUCGGCAUGUACUUAGGCCAAUUACCGUACAGUUACCAAGGACAAAACGGCGAGAAUAUCAUUUGACACGGGUAAGGUUAAAAGAGUACCAUUUCAGGAAUACAAAUAGAAUUUUAUUUUAUAUACGAAUGGCAUAGGGAUUACUACUAUGGUGGUAGCGAUGCCUCGACUCUCAUCAAUCGGUGAGAGAUGUUACAUAUUUUUUCCAGAGAUAAAUUUUUGUUACAUAUAUUGCCAUAUAUUCCACAUUGCGUACGUUUAUACGUAUGAAUGAAUUUGUAUAUACACAAUAAAUCAGGCUGCCUCAUAGCAGUUUAUACAAGUUUAA